UCCCUUUCUCUUAUCACAUUCAUACAUAUCAAGGAGCUCCACCAUGCCUUCGUUGUACUCUACCAACAUGAGGCUAAAGUUUCCAGUCUUGGCCAUAUCUUUGGAGAUUCUUACAAUUAUUUUAUUUGGAGUAUUUGUGACCUAUGAUAAAAUUGAUGCUCAUCAUGGCCCACAAAAUAGCAGUCAUUCAAAUGAAGAACCCGACUUCAGUGCUUUGUACCCUGUGUUCCAAGACGUGCACGUGAUGAUCUUCAUUGGUUUCGGAUUCCUGAUGACAUUCUUGAAGAGAUACAGCUUCAGCAGUGUCGGCCUCAACAUGCUCCUGGCUGCCUUUGGUCUUCAAUGGGGCAUGCUGAUGCAAGGACUUUGGCAUAUGCACCAUGGCAAAAUCCAAGUCAACAUUUAUAGUAUGAUCAAUGCGGAUUUCAGCACAGCAACUGUUCUCAUUUCAUUUGGAGCUGUCUUGGGAAAAACAAGUCCCGUCCAGCUCCUGAUAAUGACAAUUUUGGAAAUCACCAUAUUUGCAAUGAAUGAACAUCUUGUUGUUGAAAUACUACAGGCAAGUGAUGUUGGUGCUUCAAUGGUAAUCCAUGCUUUUGGAGCUUACUUUGGGUUGGCUGUAGCCCGCAUGCUCUACAGACCUGGUCUCAGCAAUGGCCAUGAAAAUGAUGGUUCUGUGUACCACUCUGACCUCUUCGCCAUGAUUGGGACAAUUUUCCUGUGGAUGUUCUGGCCAAGUUUUAAUUCUGCCAUCGCCGAGUCCCCUCAAGAGCAAUACACAGCUGUCGUCAACACGUACCUGUCCCUGGCAGCUUGUGUGCUCUCCGCAUAUGCCAUCUCAAGCCUGGUGGAAAAAAAAGGAAAACUGGACAUGGUGCACAUCCAGAAUGCUACACUGGCAGGUGGGGUUGCAGUCGGCACUUGUGCAGAUAUGGCCAUUGGGCCUUACGGUGCCAUGCUGAUAGGGCUUACGGCUGGAAUCAUCUCCACUGUGGGAUUCAAGUUUCUGACACCUGUCUUUUCAUCAAAACUGGGUAUCCAAGACACCUGUGGUGUUCAUAACCUCCAUGGUAUGCCUGGAAUCCUAGGAGGGAUUGCUGGUAUCAUAGCUGUGGCACUGGGAGCAAAAAGUGGAAAUGUUGUCAUGCAAGUGGCAGCCUUGGCAUCAUCUGUGGGCAUCGCCAUUGUGGGAGGAGCUGUGACAGGUCUUAUUAUGAAGCUGCCCUUUUUAGGACAACCGCCAGAUCAAAACUGCUUUGAUGAUGCUGUUUAUUGGGAGGUACCUGAAGAAGAGGAAGAGCAUGAGGAGAACAUGACUCACGGCGACCACUCCAAGAACAAGGCAGAGCCCUGAAGACCAGCUACAUCGAGACUACCUUCAGCAACCUUCGAAUAAUACACAGAUUAGGAGAUACUUGUGCCAUCUCACUUAGGUGUCCGAUUUGAAAAUUUCAUUCAUGAAUUAUGGUUCAGCAUUGCUUUUUAUAUUAUUUUGGCUUUUAGCUACAGGAGUGUUUUCCUUGGGUCUACACACAUACAUAUAUCUAAAAUGAAAGGUAUGUUUUAUGCUAAAUAUAAGAAAUAAAAAGUUAAUUUUAGGACAUCAUUCAAAAAAAAAUCCUAAAACCUCUACUAAAAUGUAAUG
Molecule: messenger RNA, 1645 nt
Organism: Lepisosteus oculatus (spotted gar)
Lineage: Eukaryota; Metazoa; Chordata; Actinopteri; Semionotiformes; Lepisosteidae
Gene: rhag
Product: Rh associated glycoprotein
Biological process (GO): ammonium homeostasis; ammonium transmembrane transport
Cellular component (GO): plasma membrane
Molecular function (GO): ammonium channel activity
Source: RefSeq, a predicted model, not a curated record